Molecule: messenger RNA, 604 nt
Organism: Daphnia pulicaria
Lineage: Eukaryota; Metazoa; Arthropoda; Branchiopoda; Diplostraca; Daphniidae
Product: cuticle protein 7-like
Exons: 2
Coding region: 50-604 (184 amino acids)
Cellular component (GO): chitin-based extracellular matrix
Molecular function (GO): structural constituent of chitin-based larval cuticle
Source: RefSeq, a predicted model, not a curated record
CCAUCAGUCUACUAUUCCUUCUAGUUCCAUCAACAUCACUUCAGCCACGAUGAAUUCCUUUAUUGCUGCCAUUAUCUUAUUCGCAUACGUCGUCCUGGAAACUUCUACAAAACCUACAUACAACAGAGACGUGCCCUACGCCCCUUGCACGGUUCCAAACAGUAAAAACUGCUUCAUCAGCACGGCCUACACCCCUUUAUCUGUGCAAUAUUACUCUCGGAAUGAAAACGGGAAAAAUGUCUUUGGAUACGCUUAUCUGGGACAGGCUGCCUACAAUGUUCGGAAUGGAAACGGAUUUCAGAUUGGAAGUUGGGCUUACAUGAAUCCGGAAGGGAGGGAGAUCAACGUUGCAUACGUAUCCGAUUCCAAAGGGUACCGUGUUAUGUCAAACGAUUUGCCGAUCGCUCCUACUGAAACUCCCGAAGUUGUCGCUCUUCGAGCCAGACAUAUGGCCGCUCACGCUGCUCUCAAAACUAAAGUUGUUAAGCCUGAAGAAGAAGAUAAUCACGAUAAACCGGAUCCUGAAGACGAAGACUUAACUAAGGAAAUUAACGCUGCACAGAUAGAAUUUAUGAAAGUUUUCCGUGAAAUUCAAGCAUUUUAA